Messenger RNA from Eurypyga helias (sunbittern), 549 nucleotides. It is a transcript of the gene PSMB3, whose product is annotated as proteasome (prosome, macropain) subunit, beta type, 3. The transcript is spliced from 5 exons. The annotation marks the transcript as partial. Gene Ontology annotation, biological process: proteasome-mediated ubiquitin-dependent protein catabolic process. The record is from RefSeq and is a predicted model, not a curated record. NCBI's taxonomy places the organism in Eukaryota, Metazoa, Chordata, Aves, Eurypygiformes, Eurypygidae. Gene Ontology annotation, cellular component: proteasome core complex; proteasome core complex, beta-subunit complex.
GCAGACCGGCGGUUUGGGGUUCAAGCACAGACGGUGACCACAGACUUCCAGAAGAUCUUCCCUAUGGGACAAAGACUGUAUAUUGGACUAGCCGGACUGGCCACGGACGUGCAGACGGUUGCUCAGAGACUGAAGUUCAGGCUGAACCUCUAUGAGCUGAAGGAAGGCAGGCAGAUCAAACCCCAGACUUUUAUGAGCAUGGUUUCCAAUCUCCUGUACGAGAGACGGUUUGGACCUUACUACACAGAACCAGUCAUUGCCGGGCUGGACCCCAUCACACACGAACCCUUCAUCUGCUCUCUAGACCUGAUCGGCUGCCCCAUGAUAACCGAUGACUUUGUGGUCAGCGGUACCUGCUCCGAGCAGAUGUACGGCAUGUGCGAGUCCCUCUGGGAGCCCGACAUGGAACCCGAUCACCUCUUCGAAACGAUCUCGCAGGCCAUGCUGAAUGCCGUGGACAGAGAUGCCAUCUCUGGGAUGGGCGUGGUAGUACAUGUAAUUGAAAAAGACAAGAUCACCACCAGGACCCUGAAAGCUCGUAUGGACUAG